GUGUACAGCGAGUGCUGUAGAGUAGGCUGUAGUCGCCAUUUCACACACAACUAAACAUUGCAGCAAAAGAGGUGUCACUCGAGUGGAGACACAUUCAGACAGUCAUAUAACACACUCUCAUUGCCACCACAUCUGAUCCAUUGGACAAAUCGCCUCUUAUUUUGUCCGCAAAUCAAAGAGCGUUUCGUUGUUAUCGAUAAUCAAAGCGUGAAUUAAUUAAAUCGUUAGUCAAAGAAAUGUCUGCAAACAGAAGUGGAGUCCAGAGGCCUAACGGCGCCACUCAGGGAAAGAUAUGUCAAUUUAAACUGGUUUUGUUGGGCGAGUCGGCGGUCGGCAAGUCAUCGCUGGUGUUGCGCUUCGUUAAGGGACAGUUCCACGAGUAUCAGGAGAGCACUAUCGGAGCCGCAUUCCUGACCCAAACGGUAUGUUUAGACGAAACGACCGUUAAAUUCGAGAUUUGGGACACCGCUGGACAGGAGAGGUAUCACAGCUUAGCGCCCAUGUAUUACAGGGGAGCGCAGGCGGCUAUUGUCGUAUAUGAUAUCACUAAUCAGGACACAUUUAGUCGGGCGAAGACUUGGGUGAAGGAACUGCAACGACAGGCGAGUCCUAAUAUAGUGAUCGCUUUGGCCGGAAAUAAAGCCGAUUUGGCGCAGAAGAGGGCGGUCGAGACGGACGAGGCUCAGGCCUACGCCGAUGAGAAUGGAUUGCUUUUCAUGGAGACGUCGGCGAAGACAGCUAUGAAUGUAAACGACAUAUUUCUGGCGAUCGCCAAAAAGUUACCCAAAACC
Messenger RNA from Medioppia subpectinata, 791 nucleotides. The record is from the annotation of a GenBank genome assembly. Lineage: Eukaryota; Metazoa; Arthropoda; Arachnida; Sarcoptiformes; Oppiidae.